Messenger RNA from Verruconis gallopava, 2324 nucleotides. RefSeq lists its product as uncharacterized. The record is from RefSeq and is a predicted model, not a curated record. Lineage: Eukaryota; Fungi; Ascomycota; Dothideomycetes; Venturiales; Sympoventuriaceae. Gene Ontology annotation, cellular component: nucleus. The transcript is spliced from 2 exons. The coding region runs from base 119 to 1921 and encodes 600 amino acids.
UUGACGUCCGUGCGCGGUUGACCCUGCAACGGCAAGUUGACAAACAUAACCUCCGUCGGCGUUCAUCUCAAACGACAAGGAGUCGUUACCUGAAGUAUUCUAAAACCCGGUAUCAUCAAUGGCACGUAUACAUAUAUCAUCUGAAGAUGAGCUUCCAGAGCUUGGAGAACUGUUGCGUCCAAAGCAGCGCCGAACGAGAGUCACGACCCCGUCGCUCGAAGAGAAACCUAGCAACCCGCAGGUGACCUCAGCCAAAGAGCAGAGUCAUGCCUGCGGUGGCAAACAGCGACCGCUCAAAAAAUUAAACAGCACCAAUUCACUAUUCGGUCCAUUUGAUGCAUCAAAAGGUUGCGACAGUGCAAAGUUGCCGAGGCCUAGCUGUGCGAGGAAAAGCCCGCGGAAAAUCCAGCGCAGUAAACCGAUCGAGGUGUUUCAAGACGACGAAAGUGAUGCGCCAGACGACGCAAGUUCGUCCGGGGAUGGCUCUUUCCAAUUCACAGAUGACAGUGGCUCGGAUGGAGAAUCAUGGCUAGGGAAGAAACGGGCCGAUAGAUCGCCGUUCAAAAGGCUGUUGAAGUCGAGAGCAAAAUCGUCACCGAAGUCACCACGGAACUUGGACGAUCGUUCACUAAUAGCGCCCUCCUUUGGAGCGACCGAUUUACCAAAUCCUUUUGUAGGUCCGCGUUUAAGUCCUUCAAAAUCUGUUGCACUACCAUCUACAUCUUCAUCACGGCCUACAAGCUCCUCCUCGGCUGUAGACAAUGCCGCUAUCCUCCAUUAUACUCCACCAAAGAAAGUUUCGCCUGUUAAGAAGACAUCCGAAUCACCACCUAUCGCACCUCCAUUGGAUCAGCCGCCCAGUCCAUCAAAGAAACUUAACUCUCCAUCCAAAGGCCGGCUCGAGAUCAUCCCUCGGGCACCGAUCCAGGAAAGUCUGGACGCGUUCUGGUCGCAAGACGUAGUGAAUGAAUGGAAUGAGCAAUAUUCUCCUCGAAAGAUGUUGACUAGUCCACGCAAGAAUCGAUUCAUUACGCCAACAAGCGAGGACGAAAACGGUCCGCCAAGUCCAAGUACUUCUCCUCGAAGGCGAAGUCCGCAAAAGGGGACAAGUCCGCUGAAAUCCAAAGAAGCGAAGCAAAUGAAGAAGACUUGGGAUGCGAGGAAGAAGGGCAUCGCCGCCGCCUUCUUCAAAGAGCUUGAUGAUACCAUUGCGGGUGGCCAGCUUUCGAAGAUGACAGCCGACACGGGCGGCGUGCAUCUAAUCUGGUCAAAGAAGCUGAAUACAACUGCUGGACGGGCAAACUGGCGGCGCGAAAAGGUGCGAGAUCUCCAGGCCGAUGGAACAACGGUUGUCUCAUAUAAGCACACGGCAAACAUCGAGCUUGCGGAAAAGGUAAUCGACGACGAAGUUAGGCUAGUCAAUGUCGUCGCCCACGAAUUCUGUCAUCUCUGCAACUUCAUGAUCAGUGGCAUCCGAGAUGCUCCACAUGGCAAGGAAUUCAAAGAAUGGGCCAAAAAAUGUUCUCGUGCGUUUGGGUCUCGCGGCAUAGAGGUCACAACGAAGCAUUCCUACGACAUUGAUUACAAGUACGUCUGGGAAUGCGUCGACUGUUUGACCGAGUUCAAGAGACAUUCCAAGUCCAUUGACCCUCUGAAACAAGCGUGCGGUGCUUGCAAAGGACGGCUCGUGCAGACGAAACCUGUACCGCGAGAUACCAAGACGAGCGAGUACCAGCUGUUCGUGAAGGAGCACUGCCAGACGAUCAAGCGGGACAAUCCUGGGUUGAGUCAUGGCUCAGCCAUGGAAAUGCUAGCCCAGAUGUGGAAAGAAAAGAAGGCUGAAGACAGGUUAAACAAUCGUGAAAAGUCUGAUUUGGAGCAUGUGGUGAAGGAGUUGCAGAUUAUCACUUUGGAUGACUGAUUCUGAAUCUGGAUCGGAAUCUCGCCUUCGGUGGUGCAAGGGCCUCAAAAGCGCUCAAAAGACGUAGAGCAUGGUUACUUUACGAUGUCGAGCAGCGAUGCUCCGAGCAAAACUCUUGUUUCUUCUUGGAUCACGCACCGAUUCCCAUGUCAUUCCAUGACAAGGCCGCUUUGAUCAGUAGCGAGCUUUAUGAUGGCCUCGUUUGUUUUUUCCGCCCCGUGCUGCAUGAAGAGCUUCCAAGGCUUCCUGACUCUUUGAGCUCCCCAUUCAUCCGUCUCAUUCCAGCGGACCUUGGCUUUGCGUAUCUCAAUUCCCUCCAGCCCAAUCUUCUCGUAGUAGCUUUACAGGCCUUCAUUUCGGCAUCGUAUGUGUUGGCAUAGAACCUAUAUCACAUAAAUCAGUG